This is a messenger RNA of Ilyonectria robusta, 1059 nucleotides long. RefSeq names its product alcohol dehydrogenase. The coding region runs from base 1 to 1059 and encodes 352 amino acids. The record is from RefSeq and is a predicted model, not a curated record. The transcript has 5 exons. NCBI's taxonomy places the organism in Eukaryota, Fungi, Ascomycota, Sordariomycetes, Hypocreales, Nectriaceae. Gene Ontology annotation, molecular function: oxidoreductase activity; zinc ion binding.
AUGGAACCUGUGGGAACUUUCCGAGCCGCAAUCAACAAGACACCCCACGAUGUGGUUGUUGAGGAGCGUCCUGUUCCUCAGUUAAGUGGAACCCAGGUCUUGGUCAAGAUGGAGGCUGUGGGCGUCUGCGCCUCUGACCUCCACCUGACACGGAGAUCGAAUCCUUAUCUAGUUCCCAAGGGGGACACUGGAGGCCACGAAGGUGUUGGGAGAAUAGCUUCACUUGGACCAGACGUUGACACCAAAGCAUGGAAGAAGGGAGACAGAGUGGCUGUGCGAUGGGUCUGGUGGGUUUGCCAGAAGUGCGAGCUGUGCUUGAGCGGCUAUGAGGCGCUUUGUGACAAGAGACUCCUGGGGAGUGUCGACGUUAAUGGAUGCUGGGCCGAGUAUGCCGUUGCCGACAGCAGCUAUCUAUUGCGUGUGCCCGAGGGAAUCUCGGCCUUGGAAGCUGCCCCGAUACUAUGCGCCGGCACUACCGUUUACAGGGCGCUCAAGACUGCGAAUCUUGCCAACGGUUCGUGGGUUGCAAUCGUUGGCGCUGGCGGUGGCCUUGGCCAUUUGGCUGUUCAGUAUGCCAAACUCAGGGGGCUACGUGUCCUGGCCAUUGAUGGCGGUGACGAAAAGAAGGCGUUGUGCCAAAAGUUGGGAGCCGACAGCUUCAUCGAUUUCACCAAAACAACGGACCUGGCGGGAGACGCCAACAAGACGACAGGAGGUGGCGCCCACGGAGUCAUAGUCAUGAGUUCGAGCUCCAAGGCAUAUGAGCAAGCCCCCUUUUACGUGCGCAAGGCCGGAGUAUUGUGCUGCAUCGGACUGACUCCUACCAAGACAAGAUUUCUUGUCGGGCCCGAAUACUUUGUGGGAAAGGGAGUCCGCCUGAUGGGUUCGUCUUUGGGGACGCUGCAGGACGCAGAGGAGGCUUUGGCUUGCCUUGUUGAUGGGAAAGUCAAAACGAUUGUAGUUUCGAAACGGCUUGAAGAUGUCGGGCAGUGCUUGAACUCGAUUGAGCAAGGUGAGAGUGUGGGCCGGUUCGUCAUCAAUCUAGAUGAGACUACAUAG